Syzygium oleosum is the source of this 1116-nucleotide messenger RNA. RefSeq lists its product as uncharacterized. The coding region runs from base 169 to 885 and encodes 238 amino acids. The record is from RefSeq and is a predicted model, not a curated record. Lineage: Eukaryota; Viridiplantae; Streptophyta; Magnoliopsida; Myrtales; Myrtaceae. The transcript is spliced from 2 exons.
CUCUCUCUCUCUCUUGCCUCUUUCGGACUUUCGUGCUUUGAUGGAUUCCGAUUCAAGCCUCACCAGCUUUCCCUCGUAACUUUCUCUGCUGGACCCCCCUCGCGCGCAGCACGUACGACUGCAGAAGAAUUUAGGGUUUUGGUUUUCUCGUUCGCCGGAGAUAUAGUCAUGGCUGUUGAGGAUGAUAAUGUUGAAGGCUCGAUAUCUUCAGCUUUUCUUGCAUUGAUGGAUUCUAAGCAGAACGAAGAUCUGCUUUCUGCCGAGGACAUAGCAUGGAUCGACUCCUGCCUGACUAAAGAUCCUGAGAUUCUGGAAAAUAGCUGGGAUUGUCUAAAAGAUGCCUUGCUCGAAGUGCUCGACUUCCAACCUGAUUUUAUCAAUCAUUCUUCAAUGGAAACUGAUGACUCCCUCAUUGAAGAUGACAUUGAGAUACGUACUCCGUCAAAAAUCUCAGUAUACAAACGCAUCGAAUCUCCUGGAAGAAUGGUUGAGGAUCUCAUCUCUAUGGAUAAGGAAGAAACAGACGGUGAAAGUACUCCAUUUGGUGACAGUCCUUCCUUACAAGUUUCGCUAAGAAAUGCUUUUCAACCUAAUUUCCGAGAGUUCCCUGAGGAGAGGACAAAUGAUGAUACAGGAUUGAACGUGGAAGCCCAUGCGACAGAGUUAUCAAGUGCGGAAAUUUUCAAGGUUUGGGAUCUAGAUGUACCAGAUGAGGAAGACAAUUUCGCAAAAGAGUUGAAUAAGGCACUUGCAGGAAGCUCCAUUCAACCUUCUCCAUCACAAUUAGAAUCUUCAAUUGCAUGGAACGACUCAAAGGAUGACAUACUUGAAAACCUAGUUGCCGGGAUUGCUGACCUGUCUUUAAAGCAAGAUUCACCGGCGUAGUUUUGUCUAGGUCAGUAUUUUGGUGCAUAUUUGUUGAUAGGUUGGCUUGAAAUUAUUGUCUCAGUUAUUUGCAAACAGAGGAGGACAUUGAGCUUUUUUGGGUUUUGGAUGGGGAGUUUGAAGUAUGGGUGGGUCGAACGUGGGUACAAGUAUUUAGAUUAGCUUCAUGAGAACAUCGACCAAUACAGUAGCACUUUUCAUUCAUUCAAAUGGUGUCCUCUCUUCUUCUUA